This is a messenger RNA of Labeo rohita (rohu), 2691 nucleotides long. RefSeq names its product hyccin PI4KA lipid kinase complex subunit 1 (gene hycc1). Gene Ontology annotation, biological process: protein localization to plasma membrane; phosphatidylinositol phosphate biosynthetic process. Gene Ontology annotation, cellular component: plasma membrane. The transcript is spliced from 11 exons. Lineage: Eukaryota; Metazoa; Chordata; Actinopteri; Cypriniformes; Cyprinidae. The record is from RefSeq and is a predicted model, not a curated record. Bases 262 to 1842 code for a protein of 526 amino acids.
UGCUUCUGUUCGUGAUUGUCUUGCUUGUCUCACGGUGUUUAUGACAGGACUCAUUUGUUCUGAUAUUACUCAGACGGCUGUGUCGUGUGUGAGUUGCAUAAUUCUCUAAAUGGCGUCUGGAGUCCAGCAGCAUUAGUGUUUCAUAAAAGGUGUGAUUAUAUUUUCUGCUAAAGCUGGAUAUUUUACAUCUGUCAGACUGAAUCUCACACAGGGACAGGAACGUCUCGAGGGUUGAGAUCUCCUCGCACCAGAUGAGGGAAGAUGUUGGCCAUGGAUCAAGGCGUAGUGGAGGAGUGGCUGUCUGAGUUUAAGACUCUUCCAGAGACGGCCGUCUCCAGCUAUGCCGUGUCUCUGAAGGAGAAGGGCUCUCUGGUUCCUGCGCUCUAUAAAGUCAUACGGGAGAAUUACAGCGAUCUGCUGGAGCCGGUGUGUCAUCAGUUGUUCGAGUUUUACCGCAGUGGUGAGCCGCGUUUACAGCGUUUCACUCUGCAGUUCCUGCCGGAGCUGGUGUGGAGUUACCUGUCGGUGACGGCGGGGCGAGACCCGCACUGCAGCGGCUGCAUAGAGGCGCUUCUGCUCGGCAUCUACAACCUGGAAAUCGUUGAUAAAGACGGUCAGAGUAAAGUGUUGUCCUUCACCAUCCCUUCCUUAUCCAAGCCGUCGGUUUAUCACGAGCCGUCUUCCAUUGGCUCUCUGGCCUUGACGGAAGGAGCCUUAGCCAAUCACGGGCUGAGUCGCGUGGUGUACAGCGGCCCCCACCUGCAGCGCGAGACCUUCACCGCACAGAACAGGUUUGAGGUGCUGACGUUUCUGCUGCUGUGUUAUAAUGCGGCUCUGAGCUACAUGAGCAGCUCGUCCCUGCAGUCUCUGUGUCAGCUCAGCUCCAGAGUCAGUAUCUGCGGGUAUCCCAGGCAGCAGGUGCGGCGGUAUAAAGGCAUCAGCUCACGCCUCAUGGUCACGUCAGAGUUCCUCGUUCAGCUCAUCACCGGCAUUCAUUUCGCACUGUGUAACGGUGAGGUGGAGUUGGGCUGGAAGGCUCUGGAUGACGUGUUGUACCGAGCGCAGCUGGAGCUCUUCCCGGAGGCUCUGCUGGUGGGAAACGCCAUCAAGUCGUCUCUCCACGGCGCGUCUCUGAAGGCCAAUAAAGAGGGAACUCGCUCCAUCCAGGUGGAAAUCACACCCACGGCCUCCCGCAUCUCCCGCAACGCCGUCACCAGCCUGUCCAUCCGCGGCCACCGCUGGAAACGCCACGACGCAGUGGAUUUGGGUUCCCCGGAUGAGCUGACGGAGAUCGCGGAGGUGGACGAGGGCAUCUGCACGCAGCCCUCCGCCGGUCAGAGCAGCCCGCCGACCAUCGUCAUCAGCAACAGCGGCGGCGCCGCGGCAACAGCCGGAGGCGGGAAGCUGAGCGGGAAGGGUCUGCGGCGCCUGACGGGCCGAUCCAGCAAAGAGAAGGACAAAGACAAGGACAAAGAGAAGGACGCGGUCACCGGCAUGGAUCAGCUGACGCGCAAGCAGGCCGCCGUCCGCGCCAUGAGCGAAAACCUGGAGCUACUGUCGCUCAAGCGCCUGACGCUGACCGCCAGCCAAUCGGUGCCCAAGAGCGGCUCGCUCAGCCUGUCUCGCACCGCCAGCGCAGUCUUCUCGCGCUCCUUCGAGCAGGUCAGCAACGUCCUCGCCGCCGCCACCGCCGGCAACCAGCCGUCCAGCCGCGCCUCCAGCCCCACCUCCAAUCACGUCGCAGAAGCCGACGACGGGGGCGUGGCUUAUUUGGAACAUAUAAGCCCCGCCCACCGACAGCGCUCGCCCACCAUCAGUAUCCACGUGACCUCUGACCUGUGACCCUAAACAGAGACGUGCACCGCUGCCACCUGGUGGCGGGAAACUGCAGCACCUUACAGGACGUCUGUUUUUUUCCUAUCAGUUUUGGUCGGUCGUGAUUGAUUACCAAAGUCAUGUAUUUUUGAAGUGUUUUUAAAACCCACGUGAAGUCAAAUGUGUAUUUUUAAUGCUGAUUUGGACGUUUUCGCCGUAUUUUUACGUGUGUGAACUGCAGUUCCUCUUCUCUACGUAUCCCAGCAUGCACUGGGCUCGAACCCGAAGCCAUCCCAGUUUCCAGGAAGUUGGAUGCUUGAGUGGAAAUUAGACUGUCUUCAUUUAUAGUCGUCUUUUUCAUGGUGUUUCAAAAGCAAUAUGGUUAUUAAUUGAAUUGCUGUAUGUGAGACCAUAAGAGAUGUUUUAACACGAGGCGGCGGUUUAGUAUUGGUGGUUAAACUGGUAUUAGUUAACCGGCCGCUCGUGUGUCGCGCUGAUGUCACGCUUUGAGAGACCUAGAAAACAGUGUGAUUAUAAGCCAGAAAUCAUUUCUUGAUUUGAAGGUGAAUCUAAUGAAAGCAUCGAUUUUUCUUCUUUUAUUGGUGCGCUGUGUUGUUGCGCCAGUAUUUGUCUGGUUUUAUGCUUUUCGUUUUUUAGGAUGAUGUUUUUGAAGACGUUUUUCUGCUCAUAAUGGUUUGUGUUUUUAAUUUGAAGUGGUUCAUCAAUAACAGUGCUCGUGUCUGUGCUCUGAUUAUUUGGAGAAUGUGAAUAUUUCGUUGUGAAUUGUAAAUAUUAUUGUACUAAAGUCAUUUUUUGCCUUUCGUCACAAAAAAGUAACAUGGUUACAGUCUCUGAAAAUAAAGAUUUCUAUUACAA